This is a messenger RNA of Ceutorhynchus assimilis (cabbage seed weevil), 6640 nucleotides long. NCBI's taxonomy places the organism in Eukaryota, Metazoa, Arthropoda, Insecta, Coleoptera, Curculionidae. The record is from the annotation of a GenBank genome assembly.
CUCGGCAAUAUGCCUGUCGUCAGCUUCAGCUUGCACACACGAAAACCAAAACGCGCAUCAGCACCAGCGCCUUCAUCAGCGUCCGGACGACCCUAGUAUUCGUCGCCGCCGCGUCGGCAGUAGCAAGCGUCGCCGUCGUUUAGUUAUAAAUAACAGACUUUUAGGUAUAACGCUAUUACCGUCGCGGUUCUCGAGUCAUUUUGGUGUCGAGCACUCUUUGUGACAGUAGCAUGUUGUUGUACGAUCCUGUGCUGAGUCUGAGUAUUCCUCAUUGUCAAAGUUAUAAGUGGUUGUGUGCGUCGAGUUAGUGUCCCGUUCCGUCGCGCAGGGCUCGGUGAGUCCCUUUCACCCCGUGUGAGUUGGUGGUAAUGGAAACUGCUGCGCGGCCACCGUGACCCGUGCAUGCGUGAGUGAAGUGACUCUGAGGAAUGUUCAUCCCUGACACGUUGCGCAGCUGCAUGGUGGAGCCCGAUGUGUCGUCGUACCUGCAGACGCCGUCCUCGGGACAGGACGAGUUCCACCCUUUUAUCGAAGCCCUCCUGCCCUUCGUCAAGUCAUUUUCUUACACGUGGUUCAACCUGCAAGCGGCGAAAAGAAAAUACUACAAAAAGCACGAAAAGAGAAUGUCUUUGGAAGAAGAACGACAAUGUAAAGAAGCAUUACAGAAUGAGAAGGCGGAAGUCAAACAAAAAUGGGCAUCUCGUCUCCUGGGAAAACUUCGAAAGGAUAUUACCCAAGAGUGUCGGGAGGACUUCGUUCUUAGUAUAACGGGUAAACGGCCCGCGGUGUGUGUACUUUCAAAUCCAGACCAAAAAGGCAAAAUGCGUCGGAUUGACUGUUUAAGACAAGCGGAUAAAGUGUGGCGUCUCGAUCUCGUAAUGGUGAUAUUAUUUAAAGCAAUUCCAUUGGAAAGCACGGAUGGUGAGCGUCUUGAAAAAAACCCUGACUGUGCGCAGCCGGGACUUUGUGUGAAUCCAUAUCAUAUUAAUGUGUCUGUGAGAGAGUUGGACCUUUAUUUAGCAAAUUUUAUUAAUAGUCACGAGAUACUCAGUGGGGUGUGUUUCAAUAAUAACAAUAACAAAAAGGAAGACGAUAGGAAAAACAAAGGUUUCACUCACAACCCUUACAACGGUGUAAUAUGUAAUGAUAUUAUCUUAGCUACCGGAGUGUUUUCGUCAAAGGAGUUAUGGAAACUAUCAAAAUCUUCGAUAUUACAUGAACUCUCCGAUUCACAACCAAAUAUGAACAACGUCAAAUUAGAACAUCCUGCGUAUUACUGCAAUAGUUAUCCCGAACAGUCUGUAGUUAAUUCUGAAAGAUCAUCAUCGGUUGAUGCGAUGGUCGUAUCUGCUACCUACUCUAUGCCUCAAAAUACCACGAUAGUGUCUUCCAGUUCGCAAGCUAGUCCAAAUACCUUAUAUUAUCAACAUAGCCCAGAGCCGCAACACCAUCAUCAAACCCAAGUGAAGUAUCCAGAAAAUGGUCAUGAUUCAUUGUCAGAUUUUGUUACUUUCGUAUGCCAGGAAACCGAUAAUAAUCAAAACGCACAAAUGCAGUCUAGUUUAUCGAGAAGUCCGAAACCGCAAUAUUUUCCAUCAACAAUGCUUCCACCUCCACCUUUACCGCCAAUGGCAAGGCCUGUAGCAAUUAUAAGAUCAACAGGCGAAGUUUCAAUGAGCGGUGCAAAUUCUCCUCCACCUAAUAUAACACCUCCGUGUAGUGAUGCUUCACCACCCGAAGAGGUUCCAGAACUCAGCUCAUCUCCGCCUCUCAGUCCAGGUAAUCACGAUCGAAGAAAAUCUCCGACGCAGCGAAAUUCUGUGCCUACAAGCAAUCCUUAUUCUCCGAGCAGGGAUUAUUCGUCAUUUAACCACUUCCACGGCCAGCCAGGACAUUUGUUCAGCUACCCCAGUAUGAGCGGAAUGUCUGGUGUUAUCAGCCCUACGAAUCUCAGUAUGUAUUCGCCCAACGUGAACACAGCUAGAGGAACGUCACGAUCUAAUAGUAUCCCUCGAUGGAGUACGCCACUCUUCAACCUCGACCAAGAAGACUUCAACAUGAUAACUCACACUUCGAAUACCGAACAAAAUGCUAUAAUUUUGAUGGACGAAGGUGCAGCCGCAGCUAGCGGCGAACAUACAUCGCAGUGUUGCAAUAAUUCGAACUUAAUCUGUGACGAUCGAUUUUUUCAAGCCAGUGAAACGUUAGAAUCGAACAACUCAUCGGCACCACGUGACACUGUCGAUCAGCUGUCUCAACCUUCCAAGUCACCCUAGCAAUGAACCAGAGAUAUGGAGGGUGGAACUGAAUAAUUAUGUAGAUUUUGUUGUUCAAUUUUAACGUCCAACUAAUCAAUCGUUUUACCUUAGAAUUUUUAUACUACUGGUUAAUGCAAUACUAAUUUUCUGUUCAAAAAGCAAUAAUAACUCUCCUUCAUAUCUCUGAGAUAUACGUCGACCAACAACGAACGAAAACUGCCUAUACGCAGCUUUUCUCUCCAGUUUAUGUGUGAAGUUUGGUUACAUUUUCAUUUUUUCUGCGCGCAAAUUUUAUGCGCAGCACCAACUGAUUGGUAUCUACGUUUACAUUUUGAUGUUAGAGAAAAGUAAGUGAUUUUUAUCUUUGAACGUCAAUUUGGUUGGUUCUCGGAAAGCAUAAUAUAGAAGCUGCUCAAGUAGUGUAGGUAAUUUAGAUUAUAUCAAAUCGUAUACUUAUUAUAGUAGCCACCGGUGCCAACAAAGGCUGUGCGAAUACUCGUUUUUUUCGAGACCAGUUAAUUCUACAAAAACCGACACAAUAUUAGAUUUGAUUGGCCUCUAUAAAUCGAGCACGUGCCCCCGAUAUUUGGUGAUUAUAUGAUCAGUUUGUGUCAUUUACUUAUCUAGUAAUGAUAGAGACCCCUUUAAUUUUUUUUUAUGAAUUAUCUAUUAAGUAUUUGACACUAAUCAUGUUAGUUUAAUUGCGCCCAAAUCUUACCCCCGGAACAAUAAAAUUCCUAUUAAGGUGAUUUGUGUUUCAAUUUUAGGAAAGAAGAUGGUUUGUUUUAUUUGGUUAGUCAAUUUAUUAUUCAAUUUUUUGUUUGUAUAAAAUGCCCGAAAGUAAGCUGAAAAUACUCAUUUUAAAAAAAGAUAAUUUCGCUAAUUAAUAGAUAAUAUUUCGGUAAAAAAAAACUACAAGUGACCUUAAUUAUUAACGAAUGAAAAGACUUUUUCGCCUGAUAUUUUACUACACGGUUUGUUCAAAAAGUUUGGCGUUGUAUAUAUACACAUCUUACUGAUUAAAUCAUAUUGAUAUUGUAUAUAGUGAUUAUUGUAAGCGCGCUAUAGCAUAUUUAUUAUGCUUGAAUACCACCAAUGAUUAAAAAAGGACAUCUUAAGAAAUAUACAGAUAGGUAUUUAGAUAUAUGUAUAAAUGACGACACUUAAAAAUAUUCCACUUAUAUGUAUGAUAUUUGAAAAAAAAAUUGAAAUUCAAUUUUUGCAAAAUAUUGCUUAACCAAGAUAUAUCUAAGCAAAAUUUCUGAAUAAUUUUGGUGAGCGACACAUCACGGGAAAUCUUAGUUAAGCAAUACCAAAAGCAUAUUUAUAAUUCCAGGUCAAAUUAAUAUCUACAAAUACGUGUAAUAUUUAUUCAAACAUAAAAAAAAAUCCUAAGAUGUCCUCUGAAAUAAAUAAAUAAUUCCCGUAAGUGGUAGUAUUUGAUAGAUUCAAAAGCAGCGUAACAGCAUUCUUAUAUUGGAAGACAAAAAUGAUUACAAAAUACCUGUAAAUAAAAUAAAAAGGGGGGAGGUUUUGAAAAGCGCAGUCAAUUCCGUUCCUAUAUAUUGUGUAGAAUAUUGAAAGUUGCUUGUCUUCCACAUUUAAUUAAAAAUAAAAAUGCUUGUGAUGUUUUUAUUCUGUAAAUGUCAGAGAAAAUUAUUUGCUUGUCGAAAUAAUUUUUCUAAGGACAUCCUUAGUCUGUACGUCAUUCUUCUCAAAUUGUGAAUUUUCUCGUAUCCUUUUCAACGUUUUUGCUACAUUGGCUAUAUUUUUUUUGUAUCAAGAAAUAAAUGCUACGAAUAGAAUUACACUUAAGAGCAUUGACUUUCGAUUAAGCAGUUAAGGACAACUCCAGACGCUUAUAUUUUUGACAAAAAAGCAAUUUUUGACACCCAUUGCCAAGAUCAUAAAAGCUUGAUGUGCAUCUACUCGUACCAUUGAAGUACCAAACCUUGACCCGGGCUAAUAAAAAAAUAUUUUAAAUUUUUAUCGUGUAAUUGUUCUCGAAUAGUAAUGUCACAAGCAUAAAAAACUGACGCUUGUCACGAGUACAAGCAGUGAGCUGGGUCCGUGCCUUAGUAUUACAAUAAUAUUGAAAUUGUUAAUUUAGCAGUUAGAAGUGUGUUUGAAAUGAGCUUACUCACUUUUUACUUAAAAAUAUGCUCCACACCGGCUGUUUGUUCAUACGUUUUAAGGCAGCUAACUUUACAUCCAGGGAUUUAUUAUUACCCUCUUACAUGAUUCCUGUAUCUGCAAUUCAGUGGGUGUUUUCUAGGCCCCACCUUCAAUAGCGUUUUUUCAAUGCCAGUUACACAAUUCCGCCCCUAUAUCGUACGGAUUUUGCUGGAAGCUGAUAUAUAAAAUUUACCUUCUUGCCAAAGUUUUUUUUUUGAGGCGGUCCUGCCGAAGCCAAGCAUAGCUGAGCGGCCGAAGAUGCACGAAUUUUAAUAGCAUGCAGGGACAAUCAAUGAUCCACCUUGAUGAUCCUGCAGCGAAAUGGAUAUCAGUCAACUGGUCCCAUUGAAGCCUAUGUGUUUAGUAGCCUGGUCCUAUCUGCAUGUAAUAAUUUCUGAUGACCCGACUUGACAUGGUUCAGUUGCCUAAAUUGUUUAUAAAUUCGUGGCUCUCAAUGUUAUUACAUUUUGUUGGACGUAUCUACGUGGCAACAGCUCGCAUCGAAAAUUAGACCGUCUCAAUUUUACCUUUAUCAAUGUUAUAGGACAACGAACAACCAUAAGUACACAUAUAAGGUAUAGAUAGCGCUCCACUUUUUCCAAAAACUGUUUCUACUCUCUGUAUAAUGUACAAUAUUUAGAUCUUUCGUAAUGUACCUGUUCGGUUAGAAAAAUUGGGCAAAAGCUGAUUUUUUGCUGUUGAAAAAUCUCUCAGAUCAUUUCCAUGGAGGAGAAAACUACACCAUAAUAAUAUGGUACAAUCAAAUUUAAUAUGUUUAUUUAAAUAAGAAAAAAAAAUUGUCAUUCGUUUUCCUUGGCCGUAAAAGUCAGCUUUCCCGAAUUUUUUCCUACAAAAAUAGCCAGACCUUGAUAUCAUCGAAAAACAAUUUGUAAUUCGUUUUUUUGUUUUCUUAAUAACAUUUUUCUGAUGUUUUAUAGUUUAUAGCUUUAAAAUCACACCAAAUAAUGCCUGGAUAUAAAUUUAGUGAAAACCAAUACAAGUUGUUACACCUAAUAUCCUAUUUGUAGUUAUUUUUAGUAACUUUAUUCAUGAAGCACAAUAAUUAACAUUACCUCAUCUCUGUGCUAGAAGUUUCUAUUUUAUUGAGCAAUUUUUUCAAUCUUCAUUUUUCUAAAUAAUAACUUCUUUUGAAAGCAGGUCAAAUAAAUAAGUUAUUAUUUGGGUGAUUAAAUUGAUAAAAAAGUGUGUCGUAGUGACUGUUAAGCUUAUUCCAAGUAGAAACUUGCCUAUACCUUGUUUCUAAAUUUCGAUUUUUGCCUGGAUUUAAGAUUGAGCUUAAAGUUGAUUAUUAUUAAAAAAUCUGGCACGAAUAAAAGGCACACGGAAAUUUUUAGGUACCUACUUAAAAAAAACACGUCCUUCAAAUUUUCAAUUUAUUUAGAUAUACAACUUCGCCAAUGUACGUUCUAGAAAAUUUAAAGAUUAUGUCUAUAAAAGAAUAAUUUUUAUAAUAAAAGCUUGGAAACGCCAUUUUAUAUAUCUGUUUUGUUGGUUAUGUUUUCUUGAUUUAGGCGUAAAAGUAUUAACAUUAAUUUAGUGAAUAAGACAAUAAUUUAAACUAAAUGUACUAGAGUCAUUAGGUGAACAAGAUUUGUACUUUUCUAUGCACAAAUGACGCUUCACGAAUCAACACAUUUGAAAGUGUUGUUUAUUUUCAGUAACGUCAUUUUAUUUUAACCCAACUAAUCAUAAGCCAAUAGAAUUUCACUUACAAAUCUUGUUCUAUCUAUGAAGUCUAUAUAAUAAAAAUAUUUUAUUAUUUUGUUCUCUUUCUAUUUUGUACAAAUUGUGUGAUACCCAUUGAAUAUUUACUUAUUUAAUUGAUAUUGUAUGUUACGUUAUUGUGUUAAAUUUUGUUAAUUUAGUAUUAAUAUUUGAAAAAAAAACAUUGUAGGAAUAUUAGUUUUUCAACAAAAUAUCCAACUCGAUACGAAACUUAUUUUGUUUUUACGACACUAUAAAUUGAAACUUAUUGUAAAUAGCUAAUGGAAAAUAUUCGUUACAUUUUCGCGUAUAAAUAUUUAUAGAAUCGGGUGAUAUUUAACCAGUGCCAUUGAUUGUUGAUUAAAUUGUUAGACGUAUUUACGUAACUACGUCACGUAGUGAUUAUGUUAUAAUUAUUAGCAGGCUUGAGAUAAGCAUUGUACUUACCUUUAAUUUUAAGAAUAAAUCAGAGGGUUUCUUUA